This is a messenger RNA of Symbiodinium sp. CCMP2592, 891 nucleotides long. Lineage: Eukaryota; Dinophyceae; Suessiales; Symbiodiniaceae. The record is from the annotation of a GenBank genome assembly.
AUGGAGAUGUAUGGCUGUAUGGCUGUCAUUUGUCAGGAGCGGGAUGUGGCAGCUCAGCCCAAGACUGGGCUCUUGCGUGAGGCGGACUGCGUCCUCGCUCCACUUGGCGCGCUGGCGGCGCGCUACGGGCUGCCGCCAAAAGAGGCCAUGGACUUCUACAAGGACAAGCCUGGCGUUCGCUUGAGCGACUUCUUGGAUGCUCCCAUGCAUGGUGCACCAGAUGCGGAAGAAACGAAGGUGGACAAGAUUGAUCCUCGAUUUGUGGCACCGCCAGUGGGGACGCGCGGCGGAGGCCCGAUCGAGGAGCUGUUGCCGGAGCUGUGUGCGCGUGCCAGCUUCCGAAUUCCAUCUCUGAUUCGGGAGGACUUCGACAAGGUGGACGAGGUUGUGGAAGGGACGCAGGUGCCGAUGGACAUGACCACGCACGAAUCUUCUGAAGAAGGCAGUGUGAGGCCGGAAGCGGAGAGGAAAAUUCCGGUGUCACCCAAGCCUCGCAGGAGCACGCCAGAGAAGCCGAAAAAGCUUGCGGGCAAGGAGAAUCGGCAACAGGUAUCUCGGAAGAUUGACCCAGAGGUACCUGCAAAAAUUGGAACUGGCAGGGGCAUGGUGCCGAAGCAGAUGGCCGUCAAGAAGAAAGUUUCUGCGACACCGAAGUCUGAGUGCAGGAAGACACCACGCGUAGAGCAGCGCAAGUGCGACAAGCGAAAGCCGCAGCAUCGGAAGGUCGAUGUUGAUUCGGGUCGUGGGGCUCCGCCGCAGGACGAAGCGAGGUACUGUCAGUUCAACAUGCCGCAGCAGGUCGGAGCACCCCCAGCAGAGCAGGUCGGAAUGCCGUCGGAGCUCACGAUGUUCAUGCAGGCAGUGGCCAUGUCAAGAAGCCUUCGUGCCUGA